Paramecium tetraurelia is the source of this 147-nucleotide messenger RNA. RefSeq lists its product as uncharacterized. Lineage: Eukaryota; Ciliophora; Oligohymenophorea; Peniculida; Parameciidae. The record is from RefSeq and is a predicted model, not a curated record. The transcript has 2 exons.
AUGGAUUCAAUUACUCUAGAAAAGAUAGAAGUGAAAAACAACUUCGAAAGUUCAAAAAUAACAUAAUUCGGAGUAGAGAAUUUGAAUUAAAAAUAGAAUACUUAAACAAAUUUAAGAGAAAGCAAUUAUUCUUGCUUUUUUAUUUGA